Molecule: messenger RNA, 4530 nt
Organism: Penicillium coprophilum
Lineage: Eukaryota; Fungi; Ascomycota; Eurotiomycetes; Eurotiales; Aspergillaceae
Product: putative ABC transporter
Exons: 14
Coding region: 1-4530 (1509 amino acids)
Biological process (GO): transmembrane transport
Cellular component (GO): membrane
Molecular function (GO): ATP hydrolysis activity; ATP binding; ABC-type transporter activity
Source: RefSeq, a predicted model, not a curated record
AUGGCAAACGGUGAUUCUGCGGAAAGCGAGUCGACGUCAGCUGCAAAUCAAGAACAUCUUCCUCGCCCUUCCAUUUCUUCCUCUAAGAGCUCAACUUCGUCAGUCGAUUCGUCUCCACCCGAAGAGUUCGCGCCAAUCCGUACCACACCAUCAGACUCGCAGGCAGAUUCUACAGGGUCAAACCUAGACGAGGAUAGUGUCGCGCAUACUAUAUCGCGUCGUCGCAGCUAUGCCUCCGGUCAUGAUACCAAAGGAGAGGAAUGGGCCCAGAUAGAAAAGCUGGUCUCACGGAUGUUCGGUGCUGAGCGUAAGGCAAAUUCCGAAGAAGAAAAAACACGACAUGUGGGAGUUGUGUGGAAGCAUCUCACCGUAAAGGGCGUUGGCAUUGGCGCCGCUAUCCAACCUACAAAUGGGGAUUUCUUUCUCGGGUUGCCACGGCUCAUUAAGCAACUCUUCACUCGGGGCAAGAAAGGUGCUGGGAGUGGAAAACCACCAAUACGGACCAUCUUGGAUGAUUUUACAGGAUGUGUGCGCCCAGGGGAGAUGCUUCUUGUUCUGGGACGCCCUGGGUCUGGGUGUUCCACUUUCUUGAAAGUACUCGGCAAUCAACGAGCGGGCUACGAAAGCAUCGAAGGCGAUGUACGGUAUGAUGGCACUGACUCAGAAACUAUGAAAAAGCACUUCAGGUCUGAAGUCUUGUACAACCCCGAGGAUGAUCUCCACUAUGCAACUUUGUCUGUGCGUGAUACACUCCUCUUUGCCCUGAAGACCCGAACUCCCAACAAAGCCUCACGCAUCCCAGGAGAAAGCAGGAAAGAAUAUCAGCAGACCUUUUUGACGGCCAUAGCAAAGUUGUUCUGGAUUGAACAUGCUUUGGGAACCAAAGUUGGGAACGAACUCAUUCGAGGAGUUUCCGGGGGCGAGAAGAAACGAACCUCGAUUGCUGAAGCCAUGGUCACGAAGGCUAGCACACAGUGCUGGGACAACUCCACCAGGGGCUUGGACGCUAGUACGGCACUGGAGUAUGUUCAAAGUUUGCGAAGUUUAACAAACACUGCCAACGUUUCAACAGUGGUAGCUCUCUAUCAGGCCUCAGAGAAUCUUUUUGAUCUUUUUGAUAAGGUGAUUUUGAUUGAUGAUGGAAAAUGCUGUUUUUUUGGACCUAGUCAGGAUGCAAAGGUGUAUUUCGAGCGGCUGGGCUUUCAAUGUCCCCCACGAUGGACAACUCCCGACUUUUUGACUUCUGUCGGUGACCCUCAUGCAAGACGUGUCAAGGACGGCUGGGAUCACCGAAUCCCUCGGAAUGCAACUGAAUUUCAAGCUGCAUAUCGAAAAAGUGAUACCUACAAACGCAACUUAGCAGACAUUGAAAGCCUGGAGGGCGAUAUCGCAGCCGAAAGGCAGGAGAGGGAGGCUGCAAGAAGUAGCACCAAGCGGAAAAACUUCACAGUCUCGUUCUACAAACAGGUUAUGAUUCUCACGCACCGUCAACUUUUGGUUAUGGUUGGUGACAGAAAGUCAUUGAUUGGAAAGUGGAGUGUAAUAACUUUCCAAGCCCUCAUUGUAGGUAGCUUGUUUUACAAUCUCCCAGAUACAAGCAAUGGUGUAUUCACGAGGGGAGGUGUGAUGUUCUUCAUACUGCUUUUCAAUGCAUUACUUGCUAUGGCAGAGCUGACCGCAGCAUUUGAGAGUCGACCAAUCUUGCUGAAACAUAAAAGCUUCUCUUUCUAUCGCCCUUCGGCAUAUGCACUUGCCCAGGUUGUUGUUGAUGUGCCUCUUGUGUUCAUACAAGUCGUUAUAUUUGAUAUCGUAGUAUACUUCAUGGCAAAUCUUGCACGAACAGCUUCACAGUUCUUCAUCAAUCUACUUAUCAUUUUCGUUCUCACAAUGACCAUGUACUCGUUCUUUCGAGCCCUUGGGGCUCUAUGUGCCUCGUUGGAUGUUGCCACACGUCUCACUGGUGUCGCUAUCCAGGCAUUGGUUGUGUAUACAGGUGAGCUCAGUUUAAUGAAUCCUAAACUCGAACAGAAUGGCCAACAUAAUACAGGCUACCUAAUUCCUCCAUGGAAAAUGCACCCGUGGUUAAAGUGGCUCAUUUGGAUCAAUCCUGUACAAUACGCAUUUGAGGCGCUGAUGGCCAAUGAGUUCUACAAUCUACAGAUAAAAUGCGAACCACCCUGGAUUGUGCCCGAUGGGCCAAAUGCAGUUCCUGGCCACCAAACCUGUGCAAUUCAAGGCAGUGAGCCUGACCAGUUGGUGGUUGAUGGUUCUAAGUAUAUCAAAACAGCAUACACCUACACGAGAGCUCACCUUUGGCGAAAUAUCGGUAUUAUCAUCGGAUGGCUGAUAUUUUUUGUCUGUUUGACAAUGAUAGGAAUGGAAUUGCAGAGACCUAAUAAGGGGGGCAGCUCGGUGACCGUGUUCAAAAGAAGUGAAGCUCCCAAAGGAGUUCAGGAUGCCAUCAAAAGAUCCGCACCCCCACAAGAUGAGGAAUCUGCGGAGAAAGAUGGCACGGCUUCCAACAAAAGCGACAGCCACUCGACUGAAUCCACCGACAAAACUCAGAAUGUUGCUAAAAACACAGCAAUUUUUACAUGGCAAGAUGUCAACUACACCAUUCCGUACAAGGGUGGACAGAGACAACUAUUGCAAAAUGUUCAAGGAUAUGUUAAACCUGGUCGGCUCACUGCAUUGAUGGGUGCUUCUGGCGCAGGGAAAACCACUUUGCUCAACGCGCUAGCACAGCGAAUCAACUUCGGCGUGGUGACGGGCAACUUCUUAGUUGAUGGCAGUCCUCUCCCAAAGAGUUUCCAGAGAGCGACUGGAUUUGCUGAACAGAUGGACAUCCAUGAACCCACUGCUACUGUACGCGAGUCUCUUCGGUUCUCUGCUCUGUUACGGCAACCAAAAGAAAUCCCAUUACAAGAAAAGUAUGAUUAUUGUGAGACGAUCAUUGACUUGUUAGAAAUGCGGUCCAUCGCUGGCGCGACUGUUGGAUCCGCGGGCUCAGGUCUCAACCAGGAACAGCGCAAAUUGCUUACCAUUGCAGUUGAAUUGGCAAGUAAGCCGGAACUGUUACUUUUUCUUGACGAGCCGACAUCUGGUCUCGAUUCUCUGGCAGCAUUCAACAUUGUACGCUUCCUUCGCCGACUUGCAGAUGCCGGUCAGGCUGUACUAUGUACAAUCCAUCAACCUUCUGCAGUGUUGUUCGAGAAUUUUGAUGAGCUUUUGUUGUUGAAAAGCGGCGGGAGCGUUGUUUAUAAUGGGCCGCUUGGGAACGACUCCAAGACGCUUAUUGAAUACUUUGAGCAAAAUGGCGGGAGGAAGUGCUCACCAAAUGAAAAUCCGGCUGAGUAUAUGUUGGAGGUCAUUGGAGCCGGAAACCCGGAUUACAAGGGGCAAGACUGGGGUGACGUGUGGGCCAACUCGCCAGAAUCCAAGCAGCUUUCUGCCGAUCUAGAGGAUCUCAUAGCCUCUCGUCGCAAUGCUCAAACCGACGACAAUGUCAAAGACGACCGUGAAUAUGCAAUGCCUCUUUCUGCACAAAUAGUGGCAGUCACCAAGCGCGCAUUUGUGGCCUACUGGAGGGUGCCAGACUACAUUAUUGGUAAAUUCAUGCUUCAUAUAUUCACCGGCCUUUUCAACACUUUCACAUUCUGGCAUCUUGGACAUGGCAACAUCGACAUGCAGUCACGACUCUUCUCUGUUUUUAUGACAUUGACGAUAGCUCCACCACUGAUUCAGCAACUCCAACCGCGGUAUCUUCAUUUCCGGGGCCUCUAUGAAUCUCGCGAAGCUAACUCCAAGAUUUACUCUUGGGCUGCCUUUGUGACGAGCACAAUUAUCCCAGAACUACCCUACUCAAUCGUUGCGGGGUCAAUCUACUUUAACUGCUGGUACUGGGGAACUUGGUUUCCGCGCAGCUCGUUCAUCUCCGGCUACGUUUGGAUGUGCCUGAUGCUAUUUGAAGUAUACUAUGUUGGACUUGGUCAAUUCAUCGCUGCCCUUGCACCCAAUGAGCUAUUUGCCAGCUUGCUUGUGCCGACUUUCUUCACCUUUAUUGCUUCAUUCUGCGGUGUUGUCGUCCCUUACGCCGCGAUGCCGCAUUUUUGGCAGUCGUGGAUGUACUGGCUUACGCCUUUCCAGUAUCUGCUUGAGGCACUGGUUGGAACCAUCACCCACGACGUUCCUGUACGCUGCAUUGAGCGUGAAGAAUCGCACUUUAGUCCUCCGCCUGGCAUGACCUGCCAACAAUAUGCUGGGUCUUAUGUCGCGAAAGCCGGUGGAUAUGUUCGAGACGCUGCGAAUGGAAUGUGCGCAUACUGUCAAUACUCGGACGGUGGUCAAUAUUCUAAGAGCAUCAAUGUUUUCUACUCGCACAAGUGGAGAGAUUAUGGAAUCCUCUGGGGAUAUAUCAUCUUCAACUUUGCUCUUGUUUUCGCCUUCUCGUGGUUAUAUUUGCACGGCGUUCGCAACAUGAAACGCUGGCUCAGUGCACGUAAGACGAGAACGGGCAAGGACCGUUCUUGA